CAAAAUCUGAUUUUUAAUAUUUUUUUACUAAUAGAAUUAAGAUAUAAUUACAGUCAAAGACGUGCGUUGACAAAUGUGAAAUAUUGACCGUUGCAACUAAAAAAGAACGUAGAGAGUACGUAGAGUAUUCCAUAAUUUUCAACUAGGUAGCACUUAUCAAACCGGUACUAAUAAUAUUUAGUAUGCAGUACUCUUUUCCGGGACAGGAAGCGGGGGCGCUGCCCCCAUUCCCCUCUAGGUCCUCCACUGUUGCCGUGGUAGCGUACUUUGGCUACUGGUGUAAAAUACAGGAGCGGCCCGGUGGGUAAAUAUAUUGGGCUUCUAUCCUUCUUGUUUUGACUUGCUUGGGCAUGUAUAGCUUUUGUCCGGCUCAUAUCUGGAGAGGAUAAGAUGGCAGAUGAUUGCAAACACUUGUGGUAGUGCCAGGGCCCUGUGGGACUCGAGCGGGGAGUGAGGCUCAACUAGUGCAACGUACGCUCGCUAUUGACCUUAGCUUAGCUUUGUUAGUGAUGGAUAUGAUAUGGCCCAGCUAGCUAGAGUCCUGGCUAGGUAGGUGUCCACCCUUGCACUGGACCCGCUGGCCCAAUGGCUCCUUGGUAGUAGACAUGCCUAGCCGUAGAAGUACGGAGAACGCAUUUUGUACAAUAACCAAAUGCUGUGAUCAGCUGGUACGCACGUCUAAGCAUUAUAAGACACUAAUGUUGCAUACUACGUAUUAAAAUGUGAAAAAUAUCAACUUUCAUCUCAUCCAGAGCUUUAGGGCCAAACUAGCUACCAAGUAAAUCCAAAUACUAAAAUUAUGUGAGUACUAUCUACACAUUCCAUAUUAAUUUUGUGGGCCCCAUUUAAAAGUGACCUAUAAGACGGCCUUCAUCAUCGUAUUAAAGAUCAAAACAUCACACACCAUUGGUUCCUCCUGGAUUCAUCUCCAAAAACAGAAGGCUGAUAAAAGGAAGCAAACUGUAUCUGAGAGUAAAAUCAAAUAGUAAAAGAAAACUGUAAUUAAAGUCUAUAGCUAUUCAAGAAAUGGAAUCUGACAAAGAUUGAGGGAACGCUAGACCAAUCAAAACAUGCUCAAGAAAAGACAAAUUUAGACAAGACAACAUACCAUAUGUCUUUAUGAUGUCCAACUUGAUCAUACACCGUCGAAAAAUCUUGUUAUUAUCGAGAAUAACCUCUAACAAAAAAGGAUGACACCUCAUUCCUGAGGCCCCCAACCCCGACCGGACGGUACGUUGGGAUGAUGUAAAUUGGACUAUAAUCCCAAUCUGACAGAUAGAGAGUGAGAUUCUGUUCCCGGUACUUGCAGAGGCCCUAUGCAUUUUUAGCAUAGUAACCUCUCAUCGCAGUUGCCGGGAUUCGAACCCGGGACCUAAACCUUGUGGCACUCCCUUGCUAUCAGUUGAGGUACGCCCACAGGUAGAAUAACCUCUAACAAGUUUUUGGGCAAGAGAUUCAUUAUUGAAUAAGGUUGAUUGAGCCAUUUCAAUAACUUCCAAAAGACCUGAUGGACAGUGUACCCGGGGGUAGCUUAUCCGAGGGGUUAUUGCGGAGAAUAACUAGAGAGAAGUCAGAGCAAAUAAGUAAGAGAGAGAGUGUAUAUUCGAUAUGUAUUAAGCGUGGUUUACAAUGAGGGAAAGGGGUGCUAUUUAUAGUAGUAAUAAAUGCUAGAUAAGGACACGUGUCAGUUUUCUGGUGGUCGAGGGGUCACCUCGACCGGGGUGGCACUGGCACUCGCAUGUGGCCGCAUUAAAUGUGGUGGUUGGAUGUGACGUUUGUACUUGGUACGGUGAUCCAGGCGCAUGUGAAGAGGAUAUUCUGUCGAGGUGGAUGCCUUCGGCUGAAGGGUGCUGGGCCGAAGGCUCUUCUAACCGAGGGCUCUUACCUGCCGAGGGCUGCAGGUGCCGAAGGCUUGGUUUUCAAGCCUUGUUCUCCUGUGAUGCCUCUUCUAACCGAGGGCUCCUACCUGCCGAGGGCUGCAGGUGCCGAAGGCUUGGUUUUCAAGCCUUGUUCUCUUGUGAUGCCUCUUCUAACCGAGGGCUCCUACCUGCCGAGGGCUGCAGUUGUCGAAGGCUUGGUUUUCAAGCCUUGUUCUCCUGUGAUGCCUCUUCUAACCGAGGGCUCCUACCUGCCGAGGGCUGCAGUUGCCGAAGGCUUGAUUUUCAAGCCUUGUUCUCCUGUGAUGUUUCUGAGCUCGAUUCCGUCACUGGUAGCCUUCGACCAUGGGGCCGAAGGCACCCCUUUGCGUAUUGUGGGCUGC
Cuscuta europaea is the source of this 2260-nucleotide messenger RNA. The record is from the annotation of a GenBank genome assembly. Lineage: Eukaryota; Viridiplantae; Streptophyta; Magnoliopsida; Solanales; Convolvulaceae.